CUCCUUCCCUCCUCCCCCCCGCCCUGUCUCCGGAUCUCCCUCGGUCCCACUCUCCUCCUCUUCCUCUCUCCUCCUCCCUCCGGACGCCAGGCUCCUCCGCACCCCCUCCCCUGGGAGCCCCGCUGGCUUCACUCCCCACCCUCGCCUCAGCGCGACCAUGGCCACCAUCCCAGACUGGAAGCUUCAGCUGCUAGCCCGGCGACGGCAGGAGGAGGCAGCCCUUCGUGGCCGGGAGAAGGCAGAGCGGGAGCGUCUGUCCCAGAUGCCAGCCUGGAAGCGGGGGCUCCUGGAGCGCCGCAGGGCCAAGCUUGGUCUGUCUCCUGGAGAACCUAGCCCUGCACCUGGGACUACAGAGGCUGGACCUCCAGACCCAGAUGAGUCGGCCGUCCUCCUAGAGGCCAUCGGGCCGGUGCACCAGAACCGAUUCAUUCGGCAGGAGCGCCGGCAGCAGCAGCAGCGGAGUGAAGAGUUACUUGCAGAGAGAAGGCCUGGGCCUUUGGAGGCCCGGGAGCGAAGACCCAGCCCUGGGGAGAUGCGGGAUCAGAGCCCCAAGGGAAGAGAGUCAAAAGAAGAGCGGCUCAGUCCCAGGGAAGCCAGAGAGAGGAGGUUGGGGAUAGGGGGAACCCAAGAGUUGAGCCCCAGGCCUUCAGAGGCUUGGGACUGGAGGCAGAGCCCAGGAGAGGCUGGAGACAGGAGCUCCAGACUGUCAGAGGCCCGGAAAUGGAGGCUGAGCCCCGGAGAAACUCCAGAGUGGAGUCUGAGACUGGUAGAGCCUGGAGAACAAAGCCCCAGGAGAAAAGAGGUGGUGGAAAGUAGACUGAGCCCAGCAGAGUCUGACAUCCAGAAGUUGGGGCUGACAGAGUCCCAUAAAUGGAGGCCUGACUCUGGAGAGUCUCAGGAACAGAGUUUGGUACAACCAGAGGCAUCAGAGUGGAGGCUGAGCUCAGAAGAAGAAAGAAAAGACUCUUCAGAGGAAUGUGGGAGAAAAGAAGAGAGACCAGUUCCAAGACUGGCCUCAGAAGAGAUUACAGAGCUGUCAGAGACCCUGACAAGGGAGGCUCCAGAAAGCAGCUUCGGAGAAGUGGAGGCAGCAGAGCAAAGGCCCAGCUCUGCGGAGGAUGGUGAGAGGGGCCUGAGGCUGACAGAAGGAUGGAAAUGGACCCUCAACUCUGGAAAGGUUCGAGAAUGGACACCCAGGGACACAGAGACUCAAACUCAGAAACCAGUCCCCUCAGACUCUGCUGAGAAGUAUCUGGGGCCUCCUGGUACCGAGGCUGGAGAAGGGGAGGCUGAGAAGGAGAAGGCGGGGGCUCAGAGCAGGCCUCUGAGAACCCUGCAGAACUACAGCUCUGUACCCUCCCCCUUCCCACCAGAGGACGCUGGGACUGGAGGCUCUAGAAGGCAGGAAGAGGAAGCAGUGGAUCUCCGGCCCCCACCAGCAGCCCCUCUGUCUCCCCCACCCCCAGCCCCACCUGCCCCCCAGUCCCCUGGGGAUCCCCUCAUGAACCGUCUGUUCUAUGGGGUGAAGACAGGGCCAGGGGUGGGGGCCCCUCGCCGCAGUGGACACACCUUCACAGUCAACCCCCGGCGCUCCGUGCCCCCUGCAGCCCCCACCACUCCCGCCACCCCAGCCACAGCUGAUGCGGCAGCCCCUGGAGCUGGCAAGAAGCGGUACCCGACUGCCGAGGAGAUCUUGGUUCUGGGGGGCUACCUCCGACUCAGCCGCAGCUGCCUCGUCAAGGGGUCCCCUGAAAGGCACCACAAACAGCUCAAGAUCUCCUUCAGCGAGACAGCACUGGAGACAACGUACCAAUACCCCUCCGAGAGUUCGGUGCUGGAGGAGUUGGGCCCGGAGCCUGAGGCUCCCAGCGCCCCCAGCCCCACGGCGGCCCAACCCGACGACGACGACGAGGAGGAGGAGUUGCUGCUGCUGCAGCGGGAGCUCCAGGGCGGGCUGCGCACCAAGGCCCUGAUCGUGGAUGAGUCCUGCCGGAGGUGACCAUCUUUCAACAUAGGGUCUAUACACCCCUUUCCCAGAACUGAAGAUCCUGGAGCCCAGAAGAUGGAGAACAGAGAGACCCUGAAAAUGAGUUUGGCAGGGAAAGGCAACCAGCAUCUUCCAACUUGCUUUCCUCAUCCUGUUUAUGGGGGCAGAGCUAGUCACCCAGUUUCCACCCUCACCAAAGGUCCCUGGUUUGAGUGUGUUGGACGUGCUGGGGGCAUCCUAGGUGAUUCAGAAGUGAGCAUCAAGUCCUGAGGAAGAUCACAGCACUCACGGGGCUGGAGGUGGAGCACCUUCACCUCCAUGGGCAGGGUGUACUCUCCCUUCAGCCUCCCUUGACUCCCCACCACCUCCUGGGGGCCCUUAGGAUUUAAGCACUCAUCCUGGGCAGCCUGCCCCCACUCCAUUCACAGGCCCCUUUCCUUCCUAUUCCUUAGGCCACUGCCCCUUUGUUUAUGCCUCCUGCCUCCUCUCUUCACCACCAGCCUGGUUUACAAACCCCAUUAGCUCCCAGCCCCACCUGCCAAAGUCCCAGGUUUACAAUCACACCUACUUGUUGAGUCAGUGUGGAACCCUCUCCCCUGUCCCUGGCAGUGGCCUCACUGGGGGCGUGGCUUCCUCCACUUUUGCUCAGUAUUACUGUACCUCAGUUUUCCUCAAGAAGGAAGGCUGGAAAUCUUAACUCUGUACCCCCAUCUAGUUAUUUAAUUCUGUUCCUCCUAGUGGUUCACAACUGAAUUGAAUUGCAAGGGUGAGGGGUGACUAAUAAGGCACCUCAAUUCUUCUCCCCCAUUUCUCCUUCCUUAUCAACUGCCUGUUUGUUUGUCUAUUUUUUAAGUUUUCCAUAAUAAAAUGGAGAUCUCUCCAACUCUCCCA
Molecule: messenger RNA, 2878 nt
Organism: Ailuropoda melanoleuca (giant panda)
Lineage: Eukaryota; Metazoa; Chordata; Mammalia; Carnivora; Ursidae
Gene: PPP1R18
Product: protein phosphatase 1 regulatory subunit 18
Exons: 4
Coding region: 158-1999 (613 amino acids)
Molecular function (GO): phosphatase binding
Source: RefSeq, a predicted model, not a curated record